UACGUCUUCAUCAAUCAAUUUUCCUUGUGCACGGCGCUAUAGAUUGUGGACUCAAUUGCAGUCAGCACCGCAUCAUAUCAUCAUUACAGGAGCAAUAUCUAUUUCUAUUACCUUUGAUUUUUAAACAAUGUUCGCGCGACAAGCUUUCCGCAGCGUUCAGCCGCUGAAGAACAGCGUCCGUCACUACGCGACAGAGCCCAGCAAGGGCGGUUCUAGCAUUCCCAUCUACGCCGGUGUUGCCGCUGCUGCCGCUCUUGGUGGUUACUACUACAUCAGCAAGCAGCCCUCCGCCAACGACGCUCCCAAGCCCAGCCAAGAACAGAAAGUCGUUCCCAAGGAUGCUGGCGCACGUCAGAGCCUCACCUUCAAGGGUGGUGACCAGGGCUGGAUCAGCCUGAAGCUCGAUAACGUGGAGGAAAUCAACCACAACACCAAGCGUUUCCGCUUCGAGCUUGCUGACAAGGACGACGUCUCUGGACUGAACAUUGCCUCUGCUUUGCUCACAAAGUACAAGGGACCUGAGAUGGAGAAGGCUGUCAUUCGGCCGUACACUCCCGUCAGCGACGAGGACACACAAGGAUACAUUGACCUUGUGGUUAAGAAAUACCCCAAUGGCCCCAUGUCCGAGCACCUGCACAGCAUGAACCCCGGCCAGCGGCUGGACUUUAAGGGUCCCAUCCCCAAGUACCCCUGGGAGGCUAACAAGCACAACCACAUUGCCCUUCUCGCUGGUGGAACCGGUAUCACGCCCAUGUUCCAGCUGACGCGGGCUAUCUUCAAGAACCCCGACGACAAGACCAAGGUCACCCUCGUUUUCGGUAACAUCAGCGAGCAGGACAUUCUAUUGAAGAAGGAGUUUGAGGAGCUCGAGAACACUUACCCCAACCGAUUCCGUGCCUUCUACGUCCUUGACAACCCCCCUGAGGGCUGGACUCAGGGCAAGGGCUACAUCACCAAGGAGCUGUUGAAGACCGUCCUUCCCGAGCCCAAGUCUGAGAACAUCAAGGUGUUCGUUUGCGGACCCCCUGGCCUGUACAAGGCCAUUAGCGGUACCAAGAAGAGCCCCGCCGACCAAGGCGAACUUGACGGCUACCUUAAGGAGCUCGGAUACAGCAAGGACCAGGUUUACAAGUUUUAGAGGAUAUGAAUAGACCUCUCUUUUCUUUUUUUUUUGAAAUACUACUAUUAUAUUAUGUAUUUUACGUCUCUUUGUCUCUCAGCGCUUUAACGCAUAAGAGGAUCAGUUUUUCCAGGCAUUUCAACACACGCAAGAUUAGAGAUGAGAUAAAAUAUAAACCGUCUCUUCCAGC
This is a messenger RNA of Xylona heveae TC161, 1310 nucleotides long. RefSeq names its product ferredoxin reductase-like protein. The coding region runs from base 128 to 1138 and encodes 336 amino acids. The transcript is spliced from 4 exons. The record is from RefSeq and is a predicted model, not a curated record. Gene Ontology annotation, molecular function: cytochrome-b5 reductase activity, acting on NAD(P)H. Gene Ontology annotation, biological process: ergosterol biosynthetic process. NCBI's taxonomy places the organism in Eukaryota, Fungi, Ascomycota, Xylonomycetes, Xylonales, Xylonaceae.